AUGAGUAAUGAGAAAAAGAAAUAUAUUGUACCAGCAAUUGAUCUAAAUAAAAUUACUAAUGAAGAACAAUUACUACCAUUGAUUAAAGCUAUAUUACUAUACCAUGAUACUUUUUUGUUAAAAAAUUAUGCUAACAAAGAAUCUUUGGACAAUUUGCUUCAAGAUCUCCAAGAUUGUCCUCCCGACUUGAAUCAAGGCUUCGAUGCUAAUUUCACAGGGACAUUACCCUUGGAUCAGGAUCAUAAUAUUUAUUUGGAACAAUACAUUUCCAACACAGGUAACGCAUUGCAAUUUGAUAGACAAUGUAAUAAUGCCUGUUUGUCUCGUUUACAAUCAAGACUAAGUAAAGUGGCGCAUUAUUUUGCCACUUUAUCAGUUAAAGCAAUUAUUCAAGAACCACAACUUUUACAAAAACUUACAGAAAAUGGAGCUUUGAAAUUAACACGUUAUUAUAAUGGAUCAAGAGCAACAAUCAAUCCUUCUACUACAACUACUCAUAAUAAUAAUGUCAAUUCAUUAUUAUCAGAUCCGCUGGCGGAUGUAUUAGGAUUGACUGCAGGUUUUACUAAUGAUAAUAACAAUGGUGGUGCAGACAAUGAAGUGAUGGGUGGUCAUUAUGAGACACAUGAUUGUGCAGGUCUAUUAUCUAUCUUUCCAACGACAAAUGGAAUCCGUUAUAAGCCAGCUUCGAUUUCAUCUGAUGAUAAUGUAUGGGUAUCUGUUCAAAAGGAUCCAACGGCCCUAGUGGUUCAUAUAGGACAGUUGCUUGCACAUGUCUCAGGUGGUAUGUUUACUAGUUCUCCUUUACAAAUAGACACAGCAUCUAAUAUUGUAGAGUUAACUGUCUUCCCAAAUUUAACUACUUCAUUUGGAAAUGAUAGUAAUAUAAAUAUGGCCUCUACAUUGCUCGAACAACAAAUUAAAGAAUUCCCAUUGGUGGCACAGCAAUUUUACAAUAAGCAAUGGUCAAAACAACAACUAUUCGAAAAGAUUAAUUUCUAUAAGAAAUUGUUUACCACAAGUGAAACCGUACUAUCAUUAUAUGUAAUGUCUAGAGGAUCCACUGUAUCACCUAGAUUGGAUAACUUAUUACCACAAAUGACUAAUUUGUUGAAACGUAAAAUUGCUCAACAAGAUUUUUUGAAAAUGAUAACUUUAUGGCCUCAAGUAUACAUUUUGGAUUCAGAUUCAAAUCAUGAAUUGACUGUGAAGUUGCCUCGAAGAGAUAUACUAGCCUCAUUGACUAAUAACUCAAGAAAAUUGGAUUUUAUACAAUUUGCAGAUCAAUGGUAUGCGAACAAUAGUCAAUUAGAAACUGUUCCAUUGGAUGUACCUAUUUUUAAGAUUAAUAAAAGGCGUGGUAGUGAUAACUUUGAAUCACAAGGUGAUCUGUUGAAAAAGGAAAAUCAUAGUUCUGAUAUUGAUAAUAACACUUACUCAAAUUUACCCCGUUCAAGAAAUUAUUUAUCGAAUAAUCGUGAUCCGUCUAAUAUAUCAUCAAAGAAUAAAUCUAGAAACCAUUCACAAUCUGAUUUAUUGAAAAGAUUACAAGAGAAAGAGAGAAGAUCUGCAACUUUGUUACAAGAGAGACAACAAAAAUAUCAACAAUUUCUAACUGUUAAGAUGAAACAAGUCUUUAAUAUCAUCUUUUCUUUACAACCAAAUAUACCUUAUACUAUGACACACUUGAAGGCAAUCAUUGUGGAUUCUUUACAAGAUAGUAAUAAUCCGAUCGGACCUGAAGAAGCUGAAGAGGUUUUACUGAAAUUGCACGAUUUACUCAGUGAAAAUAUAGGUGUGAAGAGUGUGGACGGGGGUUUGAAGGUUUUAAGAUGGAAUAAUCUUAACAAAGAGCAAUUCGAUAUAGCAUUAGCAUCAUUUAAUCAUCAUGCUGAUUAG
Maudiozyma barnettii is the source of this 1899-nucleotide messenger RNA. RefSeq names its product Tah11p (gene TAH11). The transcript has a single exon. The record is from RefSeq and is a predicted model, not a curated record. Lineage: Eukaryota; Fungi; Ascomycota; Saccharomycetes; Saccharomycetales; Saccharomycetaceae. Bases 1 to 1899 code for a protein of 632 amino acids.